AUGAUAACACUCUCCGAGCAAACCUGGAUUUUGAAUUAUGUUUAUCCUCUGUUACCAAACCUCAAACCUGGGAAUGAAUCAGCCACAAAGGAUUUCAUGUCAGACGCUGAGGAAACAAUGGCUUGGUCUGAGUCUGUGGAUACACUACUAGCUAGUAAAGAUGGCCUGGCAGCUUUUAGGACAUUUCUGAAGUCAGAGUUCAGUGAGGAGAAUGUAGAGUUCUGGCUGGCCUGUGAGGACUUCAAGAAAACCAAAUCCUCCACUAAGAUAGCCUUAAAAGCCCAAAAGAUUUAUUCUGACUUUAUACAAGAUGAUGCUCCAAAGGAGAUUAAUAUUGACUUCCACACCAAAACCCACAUCUCUCAGAAUAUCUCCGAGCCCACCCUCAGCUGCUUUGAUGAUGCUCAGAGGUUAAUCUAUAGCCUCAUGGCAAAGGACUCUUUUCCCAGGUUUCUAAGGUCAGAGGCAUACAAGGAACUAGUAAAGAAGCGACAGAACAGAAAUCAGAAGAGAUGGCUCCCAUUUUUGUGA
Molecule: messenger RNA, 531 nt
Organism: Chaetura pelagica (chimney swift)
Lineage: Eukaryota; Metazoa; Chordata; Aves; Apodiformes; Apodidae
Gene: RGS21
Product: regulator of G-protein signaling 21
Exons: 5
Coding region: 1-531 (176 amino acids)
Source: RefSeq, a predicted model, not a curated record